AUGUCCCACGACGAUCUCGAUCUCCGUUGGAUUAUAGCUGAUACCAGGUUACUUGUACAAAAUUUGUUUCGGAAUGUUGAACAAACUAGAAACGGUAUUCGUGGAAGGAGAGGAGGAGCACCACCAGCUGCUAAAUCAGCGAUGGAGGCCGUAGAGACUUUCGAGGUUGCUUCUUCUUCGCAAGGAGAUUGUGCUGUGUGUACAGAUGCAAUGGUGAUGGGUGAAAUCGGUAAGAAGCUUCCAUGUGGACACUGUUACCAUGAGAGUUGUAUUCUGCCAUGGUUAAGAACAAGAAACUCUUGUCCUCUUUGUAGAUUCCAGCUUCAGACUGAUGAUGCCGAGUAUGAGAGCAAGAGACGAAGAGAAUAA
This is a messenger RNA of Eutrema salsugineum, 369 nucleotides long. RefSeq names its product E3 ubiquitin-protein ligase CIP8. The record is from RefSeq and is a predicted model, not a curated record. The coding region runs from base 1 to 369 and encodes 122 amino acids. The transcript has a single exon. Gene Ontology annotation, cellular component: cytoplasm. Gene Ontology annotation, biological process: protein ubiquitination. NCBI's taxonomy places the organism in Eukaryota, Viridiplantae, Streptophyta, Magnoliopsida, Brassicales, Brassicaceae. Gene Ontology annotation, molecular function: ubiquitin protein ligase activity.